AUGAACAUCUUUGAAAAUAAUGAUUUGAUCUCUUAAAAUCAUACCAUUUCAUAGAUUUUCGAUCAUGUUUAAGAGCAAAUAAAAAUACAACAUUAAGAAAUUCAACAGAUACAAUUAUAGAGAUAAAAGACAAAUGAAAAAUUAUAAAAACAUCUUGAAAAGCUCAAUUAGCUAGUUUAACGAAUAAUCGAUCAAUAAGUUAGUUAAUAAAAUGAAUCAAAAUAAAAUCUCUCUAACCAGUAAUACAAAUAUGAACUUAAAAUGGAUUAAGAUCUAGAGCUUCCGUGUUAUAGAAACAGAAUUUUUUAGAUUAAACUUAGACUAGUUGAAAAUGAUAAGCUUAUUUGCAAUGCAAAUAAUCUCCUUGUGGAAUUGUAAAUGUAAAAAAACAUGUUAUUUUAGAUGGACCUAUGAUAAAAUCCCAAAAAAACUUACUCACAACAACAAAAACUAAUCAAUAUACAAAGGGUGCUAACAAACCAUUAUUAAAAAGGGCUCUGGAUGUCUAAACAGAAUACAGAUUAAGGAAGUUUCUUCUCAUUUUCCAAGGGGAGUACUAUAACUUAUUGUACUUCCAAUUGAGGAUGGUGCUGUUAUAGGAAAUGAAAGGUAUUUAAUAAUAAAUAUAGAUAGUAAAUUGCUCAUCAAAAAAGAAUGGAUCAAGCCAUUAAUUAUCAAUGAUGUUUCGAUAAAGGCAAAAAAAUUUUCAGAUAGACACAACCCUUAUUUUGCAAAAUCAGAUGGUACAAUCGAUGUAGUUGAAUAAAAUUGA
Paramecium sonneborni is the source of this 772-nucleotide messenger RNA. The record is from the annotation of a GenBank genome assembly. NCBI's taxonomy places the organism in Eukaryota, Ciliophora, Oligohymenophorea, Peniculida, Parameciidae.